ACACGCAAUUGUAAAAAGAUUGUUGCGUUAGAAGCCAGUUUUUGCCUUUCCAGUCCCUGUUCCUGUUCCUGUUCUCGCUUGUCGUCCAUCUCCCCGAGUCAUUCAUUGUCCUGGCUGCUGCUGCUGCUUCUUGGAUUUGGAUCCCCACUGCAAAAUUCUUGUUUGCUCCCGUGGCGUUGCUUCACCUGCGACGGCGAGGGCGGCGGAAUUGAAGAGAGCGAGGGCGACAUCUGCUGGUAGUUGCGGUGCACUUGUUGCGGUCUGUCCUGCUCGUCCUCUCACAAGGCAAGUCCUCCAAGCCGGGAGAAAUCUUCGCCCGAAUACUCGCCUUUCUCCGCUCUCGAUUCGGCAGCGCCGCGGCGGCGAGCAUCCCGUGCAUGGGCGCAGAACGGUGACGCGUGCGCGAGAGAAGGGGUCCCAUGGAUGCGGCGGAGAGCAGCCGCGGCGCCGCGGGUGCGCGCAAGAAGUCAUGGCGGUCGGAGCUGGUGCUGGCCUACCAGAGCCUCGGCGUCGUGUACGGCGAGGUGGUCACGUCGCCGCUCUACGUGUACAAGAGCGCCUUCGCCGGCGGCGACAUCGAGCACUCGGAGGGCAAUGAGGAGAUCUACGGCGUGCUCUCGCUCGUCUUCUGGACGCUCACCCUCAUCACGCUCCUCAAGUACGUGCUCGUCGUGCUGCGCGCCGACGACGACGGCGAGGGCGGCACCUUCGCGCUCUACUCCCUCAUAUGCCGCCGGGUCGGCGCGGGGCUCCUCCCUGGCGCCGGCGACGACCUCAAGGGGCAACGCGGCGGCGCGGCGCUGCCUCCCGCGUCGAGCGUGCGCACGGCGCUGCAGCAGCGCAGGGAGCUGCAGUGGCUGCUCCUCCUGUUCGCCCUGCUCGGAACGUCCAUGGUCAUCGGCGACGGCGUGCUCACCCCUGCUGUAUCCGUGCUCUCGGCGGUUUCAGGGCUCAAGCUGUCAAUGGUCGAUGAACAACACCAAUAUGUUCUGCUUCCAGUAACAUGUGUGAUACUGGUAGGCUUGUUCGCUUUGCAACACUACGGCACACACAGGGUCGGAUUUCUCUUCGCGCCUAUUAUUUGCCUGUGGCUCCUCUGCAUCAGCAUCAUAGGGGUCUACAACAUCAUCUAUUGGAAUCCCCAUGUCUACAAAGCCCUUUCACCAUACUACAUGUACCGAUUUCUGCAGAAGACGCAAUAUGGAGGCUGGAUGUCACUGGGUGGGAUCCUUUUAUGUGUAACUGGUUCUGAAGCUAUGUAUGCAGACCUUGGACAUUUCUCACAGUCAUCGAUCAAGUUAGCUUUCACGAUGGUGGUUUAUCCGUCCCUCAUACUAGCCUAUAUGGGACAAGCUGCUUACAUUUCACGGCAUCACAGUUUUGAGAAGAACCACCAUAUUGGAUUUUACGUAUCAGUUCCAGAAAAAAUCAGAUGGCCUGUUCUGGGGAUUGCAAUACUUGCAGCUGUAGUUGGGAGCCAAGCAGUUAUUACUGGUACAUUCUCAGUUAUAAAGCAAUGUUGUUCCUUAAAUUGCUUUCCAAGGGUGAAGAUUGUGCAUACAUCUUCCACAGUACAUGGCCAAAUAUAUAUUCCAGAGAUCAAUUGGAUCUUAAUGCUACUGUGCUUGGCUCUUACAAUAGGCUUCAGAGAUACAAAGCACAUGGCAAACGCACAAGGGUUGGCAGUUAUAACAGUUAUGAUUGUCACAACUUGCUUGAUGUCACUCGUCAUUAUCCUUUGCUGGAAUAAGAAUAUUGUAUUUGCUCUUUCUUUCCUUCUUUUCUUUGGUGCAAUCGAAGCCAUCUACUUCUCAGCAUCCCUUGUGAAGUUCCAUGAAGGAGCUUGGGUACCUAUAAUUCUUUCCUUCAUUUUCUUGAUGGUGAUGUGCGUGUGGCAUUAUGGCACUGCAAAGAAGUACGAGUUUGAUGUGGAAAAUAAGGUGUCAAUAAGUUGGCUAUUGAAUCUAGGCCCGUCAUUGGGUAUUGUUCGUGUCCGAGGCAUUGGCCUGAUACACACAGAUCUUAUAUCUGGGAUUCCUGCUAUUUUCUCCCACUUUGUCACCAAUCUUCCUGCAUUUCAUCAGGUUCUGGUCUUUCUAUGCAUUAAAUCAGUGUCUGUACCACAUGUCCAACCGGAGGAGCGAUUUUUGGUGGGCCGCAUUGGCCUGAGACAAUACAGCCUAUACAGAGUAGUUGUUCGAUACGGGUACCGGGAUGUGCAGCAGGACAGCCUAGAGUUUGAGAAGACCCUGGUGAGCAGCAUUGCAGAGUUCAUCCGCUCUGGGGAUUCCGACCUAAAUGGUCAUCUGGAUGGUUCAGACAGUCCCUAUGAGAAGUUAUCUGUCAUCAGCAAAGGUCUACCAUUUCAGAAGGACGGAGAGCCUGAAGCAUCACCCGAAUCAUCCACUCCUACGGAGACAAACCCGAAAUUGGUAUCAUCCAAGUCGAGAAGAGUGAGGUUUGUGCUCCCAGAAAAUGCGCAGAUGAAUAGUGAGGUGCGUAGCGAGCUGCAGGAGCUGACUGAGGCAAGGGAGGCAGGGAUGACCUUCAUUAUGGGGCGCUCGUAUAUGAGGGCAAAGAGCGGAUCAAGCAUGAUCAAGCGGAUCGCCAUAAACUUCAUCUACGAGUUCCUGAUGAGGAACAGCAGAAGCCCUGCUUACGCGGCUAACGUGCCUCAUGUUUCCACACUUGAGGUAGGGAUGGUUUGCCAAGUCUGAUGUAGUGACCAUCACCAUGCCAAGUUGUAUAGAGUUAGAAACAGUUUAUCUCAUAUACCUGUAUAUAUAUAUAUAUAUAUAUCCUAACAAAAGUGAUAGAUGGUGAAGCAGGGCAUCAUUGGGGCCUGCAGGUGCAGAUCUUGGAUACAUGAAGUGUGCAUAGUUUUUUCUUUGUAUUCUUGUGUUUAGAGUUCAUCCUUGAUCUGGAUUUUUUUCAACUGCCGUUGUCGUCGUUGCUAUGAACUAAGGUGAUAGAGCACAGUGCAGGAGGGAGAGAUCUUUUGUGUACGUGAAUUGGUGUGUGACCAAUUAUUUGUAUUGGAUCAGAAUCUGAAUAAGUUGAAGCUGAAAUAGUUUUAUCAGACUUCAGAGAGGAGACUGAAAAUUUCUAUUGGUCACCAACUCACCAUGACAAUGAUUUA
Panicum virgatum (switchgrass) is the source of this 3139-nucleotide messenger RNA. RefSeq names its product potassium transporter 24-like. Gene Ontology annotation, cellular component: membrane. Gene Ontology annotation, biological process: potassium ion transmembrane transport. Gene Ontology annotation, molecular function: potassium ion transmembrane transporter activity. Bases 420 to 2717 code for a protein of 765 amino acids. The transcript has 9 exons. NCBI's taxonomy places the organism in Eukaryota, Viridiplantae, Streptophyta, Magnoliopsida, Poales, Poaceae. The record is from RefSeq and is a predicted model, not a curated record.